Messenger RNA from Funneliformis caledonium, 816 nucleotides. The record is from the annotation of a GenBank genome assembly. Lineage: Eukaryota; Fungi; Glomeromycota; Glomeromycetes; Glomerales; Glomeraceae.
AUGUCAGCUUUUAUUCAAGAAAAUCCACAAAUGAAAAAAACGAGGCGCCCUAAUGGUUAUAUUAAAUUUCGUGCAGAAACUUGGAAAGAGCAUAAAAGAGCUUAUCCAAAUGCAAGGUCGCAUGAAUAUUCUGGCAUCGCUGCAACCCGAUGGAGAGAAUUAUCCGAUGCUGAGAAAAACAAAUAUAUCAUGAUAUCCGAAGUGGAAAAGAGAAAAGUAUGCAACUCGAAAAAUGAUUUACAAAAGAAAAAAGUUAAGCGCACCUACAAAAAAAAAAAAGGCAUUCAAAAAAAAUCGAAAUCCAAGAGAAUCGUAAAGGACGAAAAUGUUUCGAAAAUUGAUGAUUUCGAAAAAGACCAAAUCACUUUCCAAGCUCAGAAAUUAGACGGUAUCAAUGCUGAUAAUACCCAUAGCAAUCAGCAGCAGCAACAUAUGAUAUUGCCGGUUGUCCCCAUUACCGUUACCGAAAAUUCAUACAGUCAAAUUGGAAUUUAUAAUGCCAACGAAACAUUUUAUCCAUCAAUUGGUUAUCAUAUGAGUGAUUAUGACAAUUAUCAGUAUUCUUCAAAUAUACCCGUCGUUACAACAACUGCCACGUAUCACGACGUUUUAUCAUGUCCAGAAUCGCAAAAUUUUAAUAAUAUUUCUACGAAUGUUUUCAAUCCUAAUGAAGGAAAUAUUUUGAUGAAUACAGUUGCGGACUGUAACAACCUAGUUUAUGGUGACCAAACCAUGUCUCCUGAAUCUUAUGGGAAUUACCUAUUUCUUACGGGUAAUUCGGGAACGUUCGAGAAUUUCAUCCCGUAUUCAUAUUAA